Molecule: messenger RNA, 1332 nt
Organism: Neogale vison (American mink)
Lineage: Eukaryota; Metazoa; Chordata; Mammalia; Carnivora; Mustelidae
Gene: WFDC1
Product: WAP four-disulfide core domain 1
Exons: 9
Coding region: 226-891 (221 amino acids)
Biological process (GO): regulation of cell growth
Cellular component (GO): extracellular region
Molecular function (GO): peptidase inhibitor activity
Source: RefSeq, a predicted model, not a curated record
AUGAGGAAACAGCGACCAGAGGGACUGGUACCGCUUUCAGGAUUUUGGAGCUGAGCACGCACAGGCUGACACGGCACACUCACGACGCAUGUGACCCGGGUCACGGUCAAACGUCACCGAACUCUCCCAAGGAACACGCGACGUAACUGUUGGCACAGCCGCGUGAAGGAGGACGCCAGGGUUCGAGGCGCACCCACCCGGCCAGAAGGCCCCUCUUCCCUGAACAUGUGGGAGGAAAUGCCAUUUUCCAGCCGCAGGAGGGGCAGCGGCCGAAGGAAGGUCAUCUGGGCUCUGUGCUUCCUGCUGCUUCUCCUCGAAGCCGGCUCUGCCAAGAAUCUCUGGAAACGGGCAUUGCACACGAGGCUGGCCGAGAAGUCCCGCGCCGAGGAGGCGACCGGCCCCCGGCAGCCCCGCGCCGACCGCUGCCCGCCGCCACCGCGCUCGCUGCCCCCCGGCGCCUGCCAGGCGGCGCGCUGCCAGGCCGACUCCGAGUGCCCGCGGCACCGGCGCUGCUGCUACAACGGCUGUGCCUACGCCUGCCUGGAGGCCGUGCCGCCCCCGCCAGUUUUAGACUGGCUGGUGCAGCCGAAACCUCGAUGGCUUGGCGGCAACGGCUGGCUUCUGGAUGGCCCUCAGGAGGUGCUGCAAGCCGAGGCCUGCAGCACCACGGAGGAUGGGGCGGAACCCCUCCUCUGCCCCUCAGGCUAUGAGUGCCACAUCCUGAGCCCUGGGGAUGCGGCCGAGGGCAUCCCCAACCGCGGGCAGUGUGUCAAGCAGCGCCGGCAGGCAGAUGGGCGAUUCCUCCGACACAAAUUUUACAAAGAAUACCCAGAGGGAGAUUCUAAGAAUGUGGCGGAGCCUGGGAAAGGACCCCAGAGGCACUUUUCAUAAGGCAGCGGUGCCGCCAGUUGCGAGAACGUUCCUCCAUUCUUCUGCUAAGUCUUGGAAACAGUUGGAUAAAACAUGAUUUGACCCCUGGAAGCUAUGCCCAGCUUGACAGAGCAUGACCCCCAAAAUACUUAAGACAAGACAGCUGGCUUUCAAGGCCAGCAUGACCCACCUGGCUGGGGGACUUGGUGGGAGCCCCUUCCCAGCCCUGGGUCCCUGACUUGUCAUCCUGAAGAUACAGCACACCUAGCAGUCCCAUUCGACCUGACCCCACCGCAGGAAGAGGUCACUGCCCUCGAGAGCUGCACGGAGCUCCUUUGUCAGAGUGUUCAUCAUCUCCGUUACCACACGUUUCUUCCAGAUUUGUCUCUGGGAGGCGCGUACCUAUCCCAACUGUGCUCAAAAUAAAUUGCUCCUUAUAAAAUGGAAAGGAACUUGGCUACU